This is a messenger RNA of Necator americanus (New World hookworm), 405 nucleotides long. RefSeq lists its product as uncharacterized. Lineage: Eukaryota; Metazoa; Nematoda; Chromadorea; Rhabditida; Ancylostomatidae. The coding region runs from base 1 to 405 and encodes 134 amino acids. The transcript has a single exon. The record is from RefSeq and is a predicted model, not a curated record.
AUGGUUCGGAAACCUGGGCAUUUCGCAAGCAGGAAAAAAAACGCGGUGAGCGUCAUUGAACGCGCAACUGAGAGUGUGAUAUUAGGAGUAUCCCGUUUCACGCAAGUGAGGGACGGGAUUCGAAGUUCUCUCCUACAUCAGCGAUCGAAGAUUGGAGACGCCGCCGUGUUUGCCAAGGAAAGUAAAAUAAGUUGGGCCGGACACGUGAUGCGCUUUAACGACAACCGUUGGACCAGAGCCGUGAGCGACUGGGUUCCCCGCGAUAUUAAGCGCACUACAGGAAGACCGCCGACCCGAUGGUCAGAUUUCUUCACGAAGUCUUUCAAAGAAAACUGUGAUGCUCUUCGCGCCCCACGCGAAAGGAGGAACCACUGGGCUACUCUGGCACGCGAUCGGGACAAAUGA